Molecule: messenger RNA, 2458 nt
Organism: Temnothorax curvispinosus
Lineage: Eukaryota; Metazoa; Arthropoda; Insecta; Hymenoptera; Formicidae
Product: CWF19-like protein 1
Exons: 3
Coding region: 492-2054 (520 amino acids)
Biological process (GO): mRNA splicing, via spliceosome
Cellular component (GO): post-mRNA release spliceosomal complex
Molecular function (GO): RNA lariat debranching enzyme activator activity
Source: RefSeq, a predicted model, not a curated record
AGAGGCGCCACAAGUUGAAACGCGAGCAUGUCGCAUGUCCACUCCGGACUCCGGAGCUUUUCUCCGCGAAAACAUACUAUGCAAUACUACGGAAAUACUCCAGAAUGUAAUUGAGACGAUACUUGCCAAAUAAUUUAACUAAAAUUUUACAAAGCAAUAGUGAGUACAGUGUUCCUUUUGGAAAAAUAACACAGGAAAAAGCGAGAGCCGUUCCCUAAAAACAACCUGAAACUAUCUGAGGAAAUCGAUGCUGGUACAUACAAGAUACAUGUUUACAAUUUUGUGAAAAAGAUUAAGAAGAUUAUAUAGUACAGAAGAUAGUUCUUGCAAAAUAUAUGCGCUGUAUGACCCAAAGGCAGGGUUGAAGACGUCUACGCUCCUAACCAACGAGGAACCUAACCUCAAAAAAAAAAAGAAAAAAUAAAGGGAAAUCGAUGACCGUUGAUUGUGAUUAACAUAAGACAUAAGUUAUUAGAAUUUUAUUGUUAGAGAUGAGUGACAAGCAGAAAGUUCUCAUUUGCGGGGACGUGGAGGGGCACUUCAAGUUCCUGUUCUCCAAAGUGGACGCUAUCAACAAGAAAAGUGGCCCAUUCGAUUUCUUGUUGUGCGUCGGCAAUUUCUACGGCGCGGACAACUCCGAAUUGGAGUCGUACAAGUCCUGCGAGAAAACUAUCCCGGUACCAACCUACAUCAUCGGUCCCAACCGGGAGUCGGACGUGGAGGACUAUCCCGACGAGGACGGAUGUGAGAUAUGUCAGAAUCUCACGUAUCUCGGGAAGCGUGGUCUGUACACCGCCAGUUCGGGCCUCAAGAUAGCGUAUCUCAGUGGAACUGAGAGAGCCUCGUCCGAGAAUAAGGCCAUUCAUUUCGACGAGCAAGAUGUUGUGUCGGUGAGAAACAGUUGCUUGAAGGGCCAACCGAGUUUUCGCGGGGUUGACAUCUUGUUGACAUCUCCGUGGCCGGAAGGCGUGACCAAUCUUGACCCUAACAAGCCGGAACACAAGUACGAGGGUUCCAAAUUGAUCGCCUGGCUCGCUACUCACAUCAAACCCAGGUAUCACAUGUCGGCCUUGGAAGGGAUUUAUUACGAACGGCUGCCGUAUCGAAAUCAAAGCCAGGGUGACGGAAAUAUGGAAAUAGCCACUAGGUUCAUAGCCCUUGCUCCGGUACUGAAUGACCAGAAAAAGAAAUGGUUGUACGCGUUGAAUUUAACUCCCGUCGACAGAACCAGGCUGUCAGAUCUAAUUAUGAAAACGACAGACGAGACGUCGAGUCCGUAUCCUAGAUCUAUGCUGUCCGAUGAUCCGACUUCGCAAAAGCAGGCCCAUACGCAAUUUUUCUAUGACAUGGAUUCGAAAGACAAUGCGAAGAGAUCGCGGCAUCAGAACAGCGGCAAUAAGAAGGCGAAGCUGGAAUUUGAUCAAUCAAAGUGCUGGUUUUGUUUAUCCAGUCCGGUGGUGUCCAAGCACCUGGUGAUCUCCGUCGGUACAGAGAUCUACUUGGCAUUAGCGAAGGGCGGUCUGGUGGAGGAUCAUUUCUUAAUUCUACCAAUAACGCAUCAUCAGAGCCUGUCGAUUCUGCCGAAAAACGUGAAGGAGGAGAUGGAUCUCUACAAGAAAGCCGUAACCAAAUACUACGAGAGUACCAACAGAGUACCUGUGUUCUUCGAGAGAAACUUUAAAACGUCCCAUUGUCAAUUGCAAGCAGUACCUGUUCAUAAAAAUCAAGCGUCCGCACUGAAGGAAAUGUUCGAGGAACUAGCCGAAUGUAACAAUUUCAAAAUAUCAGAGCUGCCACCGCACGCAGAUUUGCAGCAGAUCGCUAAUCCUGGAGUUCUAUAUUUUUAUGCAGAAUUACCGGAUGGAACUAUCUUGUAUUAUAGGAUUAAGAAAGACUUUCCGUUACAAUUUGGUAGAGAGGUAUUAGCAUCCGAUAGGAUAUUAGAUAUCAACGAUAGAUCCGAUUGGAAAGAUUGUCAUAUGAGCCAAGAAGAAGAAACUGAGCUAGCAAAGAAGAUUAGGAAACAAUUUGCACCAUUUGACAUAGAUAUUUGAAAAUAUUCAUACUAUUUAUAUUUUAUAGACAUAUUACACAUACAGUAGUGGAUAUACCUAUGUGGAAUAUGUGAUUAUGAUUUAAAUUGUAUAUUUACUUUUUAUUUUAAUUUAUAUAUAUAUACGCUUAAUGUAAACGAAAAUGUACAUAGCUUAGAGAUACAUAGAAUUAUGACAGAAAAAUUAAUUUUGUAUUAAAAUUACUAGCUAUCUUAAUGUACUAUUUACUGGUACUUUAAUUCAUAAUCAUUUAGAUCCAUGGAUCUAAUCUACAUUGUUUUUUUGCAAUAUCGAGCAGAAUAGCAGAUAAUCAUACCAUUAUCCCGUCUUAUAAAAAGAAAAAGAAGACAUUUUAAGACAAAGACCGUUAAAUAAAUUUCAUGGCAACAUGCGAUAGUAAAAUA